ACCGUAUUUGAGGGCCAGAAAUGGCAGGAGUCGGACCUUUAUUUCCCUCUCUCCUCCCAAGAAUAGCGGAUCCUUUGUGGUUCAAUGUUGAUAAACCUUACGACGAUGAUACUGAACUCACUAAACUAGAAGAAGAGCAUCAGGCAAUACUGAGUAGCAUCGCUGAGAAGGACAAUGACAUCAUUCCAAUUGGGAAAACAGCAGCAGAGCAAUACGAUGAGGAUGAUGAUGAAGAGGAAGAUGACGAAGCGGAUGAUGAUGAUGAGAGCGACACCAAUGAUGAUGAGGAGUUGGAUGCUGACAUGAUCGAUGAUAGGGACUCACCUGAUGAUGCAGACAUGGACGUGAAUGAUCCAACAAGCGACUCUCCACCUUGGGGAUUGUGAGGACUGAUCAACGUAUUGAGUCUUGGUAUUCACCCUCAGUGGCAGUUAUCGUUAUAUGUCCAUGGAGUAUGAUGAAAAUUCAGUCCCUGGAGGUACUUUCACUCUCAGAUAGAACAUCGGGACGGACUGCAGUUGGAAGAGAGCGAGGAGUAGUCUUGCCAAUGAGUGUGAUGGACAAUUUAACAAUCUCACCACUAUCUUAGCUUUUCCUCCUCUAUUACUGUACAUAGACGCUUUUAAUGCAUCACAUGCAUUGGACAGAAGAGUCCAUUCAUAGAAGUGGACGUGUAAAGGUGUUUAGUGUUUACUGUUCAUAUUUGGUGAAGAUGUGAAAAGAUCAACCAAACUAAUUUCUGAAACAUGCAUUUAUUUGUCACUUUAUAAAGUAUUUUGUGUACAUGGAGAAUGAUUCCAUAUCUAAUACAAACUAUUUUGGUAAUAAUA
Messenger RNA from Lineus longissimus, 830 nucleotides. Its product is annotated as anaphase-promoting complex subunit 15-like. Gene Ontology annotation, biological process: regulation of mitotic cell cycle spindle assembly checkpoint. The record is from RefSeq and is a predicted model, not a curated record. Bases 21 to 386 code for a protein of 121 amino acids. Gene Ontology annotation, cellular component: anaphase-promoting complex. Lineage: Eukaryota; Metazoa; Nemertea; Pilidiophora; Heteronemertea; Lineidae. The transcript has 4 exons.